AUGAACGACGGUGGAGAAUAUACCUCCUCCACGCAUCCACAGAGAAAAGCAAACAUCAUUUCGUUUCUGCUCUUCUGGUGGACCAACGAUUUGUUCAAAACUGGAAACCAGCGCCCUUUAGAACAGUCUGACUUCUGGCCGUUGCACGAAGAAGAUACUACUUCUGAAUUGACAAGAAGGUUACAUUCACAGUGGAUGAAUGAUCUAGACGACCACAAACUAACUGGCAAAGAACCUAAGUUAUGGAAAAGUGCUUUCAAAGUCCUCUCUCUUAAGGACCUUUUAGUAAUUUCCUUCGCCGGGCUGAUAGACUCCGUGGGUCGAUUUCUUCAACCCUUUUUCCUGGGAUUAUUUAUUUCUACACUUAUGUCGGACAGACCAGAAAGAGAUCUGCUUUGCGGAUGCGCUGUAUUGAUGCUCAUAAUUGUAGUGAUGAAAAGUGUUGCUGUCCAUCACAGUAGCUUUAAACUGUACGUCAUUGGCAUGCGAAUGAAGGCUUCUCUCAAGGGAAUCAUCUUUAAAAAGAUUCUACAACUUAGUCAACACAUGCUAAACGACUUUACCAAAGGUCAUGUGGUCGAUCUGGUGACCAAUGACGUUCAAAGAAUGGAACAAGCUGCCAGGCAAUUCUUCCGCCUUCUCGUCGCCAUUUUUGAUGUUUGUGUAGUGGUACCGUUGUUAUGGUACUUCAUAGGUUGGCAGGCAUUGACGGGGAUCAUCUUCUUGUUUCUUCUCGUGCCGUUUGGUGGCUACUUGACAUACCUGUCAGGAAAGCUUCGCCUGCAGACCGCUGUCAUCAGUGACCGGCGAAUAAAUCUCAUGACUGAAAUAAUCGCUGGGAUACGUGAAGUUAAAACGCAUGCGUGGGAAUGGUUCUUUAGAGAUCAGGUGAAGGAAACUCGGAGGAAGGAGAUGAAGAUAAUUCGUUGCAAGAGUAUCCUUCUAUCAUGUGCGAUUUCUCUUAUGUAUACCUCGGGGAUUGUUGCUUCCUUUAUUUCUCUCUUGACUCUCGCUCUUUGUGGCCAUCACUUGACACCGUUCAUCGUUUUCACUCUCUUGUCCAUAAUCAACGUUCUUCGCAACAGUGCACUAAGGUCCAUUGGAGAAGGGACACAGUUUGUUUACGAGGCUUACGUAUCAUUUCAAAGGAUACAAGAAUUUCUGAUGCUGGAAAACUUGCGUAGUGUGACUGAUGUAAAACCGUUAACCAAAUUAACGGAAGAAUCAUUGAAAAAAUCUAGUCCUUUUGAAAAUGAAGAAUUUGAUGUUAUCAUCAAUGAGCUCACAUGUUUUGAAGAGUCAUUGAAGAAAUCGAGUGACAUCAAUAUGUUUAUAGAUGAUCUUGAAAGCAAAAAUAACCGUAAUAUCCUUGAAAAAAAGAAUCUGGGAGAGAGUCAACCUGAAAAACCACUAACAAUCAAAGACGAAGAGUUGCAGGGAAAACCAGAGAAAACGAUGGUCAAAUUAUUCAAUGUGACUUGCAAGAUUGAUUCCAAUAAGUGCUCGGUGAAGUCAAUUUAUUUGGAAGCAAAAGACGACCACUUUGCUAUCAUAACUGGUCCGGUAGGCAGCGGAAAAUCAACAUUACUGUCUGUAAUUACCGGAGAGAUUCCAGUUACUGAUGGAAAUGUCCGGUGUUCCGGGACAAUUGCUUAUGUACCGCAGGUACCUUGGGUCUUCUCUGGUACCCUACGAGAUAACAUCUUAUUUGGUCGACCAUUUGAUUUCAACAAAUAUGUCCGAACCAUCAGAGCUUGUGCAUUAGAAAAAGAUAUUGAAGGAUUUCCUAAUAAAGACCAAGUGGUUAUUGGAGAACGAGGGGACACUUUAAGUGGUGGUCAGAAGACUCGCAUCAGUUUGGCUCGAGCUGUGUAUGCUGAUUGUGAUAUUUAUCUGCUAGACAAUCCACUUGCAGCUGUCGAUGCUAAUGUUAGCAAUGAUAUCUUUAAUCAUUGUAUUCUUGGCAUUUUGUCCAGGAAAGUUCGUCUUAUGGUUUCUCACCAAGAGUUCCACAUGAAGUUCGCAGAUGAAGUCAUUGUUUUGCAUGGUGGCUCAGUUAUCGAUCGGGGAACUUUCUCAGAACUAGACGAAAAAGCAACACUGGUGGACAUACUAGAGCCUCAAAACAAAAGUUUCCACGAAACUUUUUUUGAGGAACUAAUCACUAGAAAUACCAAAGUACAUUGCUCCGACAACAAGCAAGUCAAAAGCAUUGAAAUCCCCGACGAAGACCGUAUGACUGGAACAGUGUCUUGGAAGCUAUACUGGGAUUAUUUAACAGCAGGAGUACAUCCAACCAUUUUAGGUGGCAUAGCCUUGAUGUUCCUUCUUUGCCAAGGAGUAAUGGUUUCACCAGACCUGUGGCUUUCCUUUCUUACAAGACUCUCUAGUGAGGACCAAACAGACAGGAUUAACAUUGGAAUCUACGCAAGUUGUGUCACUGCAGCGGUUAUCCUUGCGACGAUUCGAGCUUACAUGUUUUUCCAGGUGGUAUUGAGAUCCUCAGAGAGCCUUCACAAUGAUAUGGUGACAGCCCUCCUAAAAGCACCGGUGUUAUUUUUUGACUCGAACCCAAUCGGCAGAAUCCUUAAUCGAUUUUCUAAAGACAUCGGCUGCAUGGACGAAGUUCUGCCGAAGACAUUCCUUUUUGCAGUCCAGUUGGUGUUGUUCGUCUUGACUGCAGCUCUCGUCCCGUGGCUCGCGAAUGCGUGGCUAGCAGCAGUUGUAGUGCCUAUCAUCAUCCUAUACAUUUACAUUGCAAGGUACUUCAUGAAGACUUCUAGAGAACUGAAGAGGCUAGAAUCUGUGUGCCGCAGUCCUGUGUUGUCACAUAUCUCGGAAACAUUAGAUGGUUUGGACACCAUUCGUUCCCGCGGAAGACAACGCGAUUUUGCUGAUCAGUUACACAGAUAUCAAGACGUACACAAUCAAGCAUAUUACAUGGUAUUGGCCGCGACUCGUUGGCUUGGAAUAAGAUUAGAUCUCUUAUCUGCCAUCUUGAUCGGCGCUGUUGCCUUAGUUGCUGCUCUAUUUUGCCAUGACAACGCUCUCGUUGGUCUUGCAUUCGUGUACGUCUUUGAAACUUCUCACUUCACCCAGGUAUCUGUUCAACAGUCCUGUGAAGUCGAGAAUUUGAUGACAUCUGUAGAGAGAGUAAUGGCAGUCACCAAACUAGAACCUGAAGCGGGCUACGAUACACCAACAGAAAAACCAAAACAGUGGCCGACAAAUGGAGACACCAAAUUUACUGAGUUAUCUCUCACAUACUACCCUGACGGACCAGCAGCACUUAAGAAAAUUAAUAUGAACAUCGAAAGACAUUCAAAGGUUGGAGUUGUCGGUAGAACAGGAUCCGGGAAAUCAAGCAUAGUUUCUGCUCUUCUGCGCAUGCCUGAAGCUGAAGGGUCAAUCACCGUGGACGGAGUGGAGCUUAACAGUUUAAAUCUUCAAGACUCUAGGAGUUGCAUCUCCGUGCUUAGCCAGAAUCCUGUUGUGUUCAGUGGAUCCCUUAGAAUGAACCUCGAUCCACUGCAAAAACACAGCGAUGUUGAUUUGUGGGACGCAUUAGAAACUGUGCAAUUGAAGAAACUCGUCGAGAACUUUCAGGGCAAAUUGGAUUAUACUAUAACAAACAAAGGAAGAAAUCUGAGCGUAGGAGAGAAGCAGUUGGUUUGUUUAGCUCGUGUUUUACUAGAAGGGAGUAAAAUUGUGGUCCUAGAUGAACCCACUGCUCAUGUUGACCCCAAAACAGAGCAGAUCAUACACGAAACAAUCCAUGAAAAACUCAAAAGCUCAACAGUAAUCACCAUCGCCCAUCGGCUUAAAACCAUUGAAGAAUGUGACAAGAUUGUACAGCUAAGCGACGGAAAGUUAGUUGUGGAGUCAUGUUAUGUCUAAAGUAGGUACGUUCGUGAACAAGAGAAAACAAGCGUCAUCACUUACACUUUCGUUUCCGCCAUUCGUACAAAUUAGAUAGUUUUUUUUCCUAUACUUGCGAACAUUAUGAUAGUUAGGUUAUUUAAUUCGAUAUUUUGUAUUUGGUUUUCCAUUAGUAGGUAUACGAUGUAAAACUGCUCCGAUAAGUCAUGUGGCUGACUAAACGGCUGUGCUGUUCUGAAUAGUGACGCGAAACUUCUGAAUUGAGCUUGUUUCCUCACUUCAUGAGAGAGGAAAGGUCAUGACAAGAAACUGGGUUUCAAGAGAUAGUUUAUUCAAAUUGAGUACGAAAAUUUUGACCUCAUAUACUUUAUUACACAUAUAUAUUCCUUCUUUUAACAAACCCGCUAAUAACAGACUGUAAACUGUCAGUAACUUGAACCCGUUUCAGUUUCCUCUGAUCUUCCAGUAAAAAAGGUUUUGACCAAUAGGAACAUGCUCAGUACGUCUCUCAUUUCAUAACGACACAAGUUCUCGUGUUAUUGAUUUCCUUAACUAACUUCUAUCGUACAAUGGUGACCAAACUAAAUCCAUUGUGGUGUCCCAGUACCCAAGAUAAUAAAAUUGAUUUAUAUAUAUUAUUUAAUAUCCAUUUGUACAAUAUUCCAUUCAUUAGAAGAUAUAAUUCACCAAUUUCAUCAGACACCGACCUAUCUACAUUUCUUCUCAUCUUCUUUAUUAUGUAACCUGAUAAAACAUCUGUGCUUGACAGACAAAACAAGAACAUUCAUUCAUGAGUGCCGUGUUAUUCAGAAACUUAGUCUCAAUUACAAACGGGCUGUUGUAUCGAUAUAAGUAUAGGAAAUAACAUGAUUUCGAGUGUAAUUUGAUGUUAAUAAACACGAUUAAAUUUUUCAAAGACAACUUUCGAUGUAAAAGUGUCUUUGGCUUACUGUGGAAUCAACUGUCGCGUCGUAAACAGCCGAAAUGACAAAUCUUCACCUAAGAACUCUCCAUUCAGCUUUGAUGUUUUACAAAAACGUUUAAAAGAUCUUCCGUAUCGCUGCCAAUUAUGUAUUUUGUUUCAAUAAGAUGUUCAGGUCUGUCUAGCGAGCAUGAUGCUUAUCUUUCCCGCGAGUUCUAAAAACAAGAGAACCAAUCUACAGUCUGCGCCAAGGUUCUAAAUCAAGCAGGUGCUCUUAUUGUUAGAGCUGAACUUCUUGUUAAAAUGGAGAACACCCUGAGUUCAAGGAAAAUGAAAACUUGCAAGUCCAACUUGCUUUCCAACUGUCCUCAUUUAUGUAAAAAGGGUUAUUUAUAAGAGUGAUAUAGAAAUUAUCAUAAUUCUUUUUGGCUGUCUUCCCUAUAACACUUUAUCAUAUGUCUCGGUUAGUACGUCUUACUUCCUCAAGUUCUCGGUCUGUUCAGUAAGUAACGGAAGAUCGCUUAUUCCGCUCGGAUUUGGGGCGCAUGCGCUUUGCACCAAAAAUCCGAGCGGAUAAAACUCGGCCUUGUGACUUAUAGUGCGGACCUCGAACUAUGUUAGUAAGAUAUUGAUUAAUUUUUUUUUUUCGCAAAGCAAUGGUGUUCAUAAUUAUUACAAAGUAUAUACACAAAACUAUUCUCUAUUUACAAACAAAAAAACUGUAUAAUCCACUUCCUAGUAUAUUCAUCUCUAUUUCAUGUACAUCCCUUGCUGAUCUAGUAUCUACAUUGUGAAAGUUUAUGACCCAUGCAAACAAAAAAUAUUCGCAUAAUUAAACAAUAGGUAAAAAAAACCCUGAUUGUUCAUUCACUGUCAAAAGUCUACCACACCAACUCACGUAGAGCAAUUAAUAUUCAUCUACUGGGAUUUUUUAAUUCAAGACACGCAUGUGUAAUAAAGAAUCUCUAAAGAAAAAGAAAAAACAGCAAACCAAUGGAAGAAAAAUUAAAAGCAAACUACUGCAACACUUUUUGUCCUGUAAACCCUUCCCUUCCCUCCUCUAAAAAAAAUACCUACGACACAGACGCAAAUAAAUAACUAUCCAGGCCACUGGGCUAAUGAUCAUCUAUCAAUUCUUCUGAUUGAUUAAACAAUGAAUAGAAGAGAGUUGUUCUGUCGGUAUCCAGUACCAAGUGCUUAAACAAAAUUACAGCAAGACGAAAUACUGAAGAUGUACGUACCCAUAAAUAUGAGAAAAUGGCGCAAUAAGUCACAUGUUGUUCUUACAACAUCUAUAAAAUAGCACGAGAACCAAAAUAAGUUAAAGUCUAUUCUCCAAAACAUAAAAAAAAGCCAUUCAGCCUUAGUUCAUUUAAAGUACGAAUAAGGACUCGUCGCAUUUCCGUGAACAAUAUGGAACUUCAAGUAAAUAACUAACAUGACUUUAUAUAAUUAGGAAAUAGUCUCACUGGUGUUCACUUUAAAUUAGACAACAAAAAGAACAUUCAUAUGAUGCACGAUCCUCGCAGUAGAUAGCGCUAUUUAAGCAAUAGCGAAAAUCAGACCUGAAAAAAAUCA
This is a messenger RNA of Stylophora pistillata, 6379 nucleotides long. Its product is annotated as ATP-binding cassette subfamily C member 4. The record is from RefSeq and is a predicted model, not a curated record. Lineage: Eukaryota; Metazoa; Cnidaria; Anthozoa; Scleractinia; Pocilloporidae. Gene Ontology annotation, biological process: transmembrane transport. Gene Ontology annotation, molecular function: ABC-type transporter activity; ATP binding; ATP hydrolysis activity. Gene Ontology annotation, cellular component: membrane.